Messenger RNA from Drosophila elegans, 3559 nucleotides. Its product is annotated as angiopoietin-2. Lineage: Eukaryota; Metazoa; Arthropoda; Insecta; Diptera; Drosophilidae. The transcript has 5 exons. The coding region runs from base 379 to 2268 and encodes 629 amino acids. The record is from RefSeq and is a predicted model, not a curated record.
AUAAAGGGUUAGGUUCCGAAUUUGGUUCCAAGAAUUUUCUGAGACACCCCGGAAUAUGUGCAAACUAUUUUGCAUUAUCUUUUCAAAUAUAAAUAUGUUAAAGGACACUAAAUACACUUCAGACCUAUUUAACAAUAACCUGCUGGUAUAUGUUUGCAUCUAGACCUGCAGUACAACUCUCACUUUGAAAUAAAGUAAACAAGUUCCAUAGUAUCUAUCAUUGUGGUGUAUUUCGUUGCAAGUUGUAAAAUGGUUGCUUGUGGCUGGUUUUUUUUUAGCUGCACUGGUACUGGUCUAUAACAGAAACACAAAAGAUUAACCAAACUCGUAAUAAUUACUCAGUUGCAUGUAAAGCAGAGAUUGUAAUUGUUGACAGUCAUGGGAGCAUUUCGGAAAAAUUCUAGGCGGCAUAUUUUGAUCGGCCGGAUGGCGUUAUUAACUACGUGUUUGUACAUAAUAAAGAUUGCUCAUCCAUAUAUUUUACCAAGUACACAAGCAAUAACCGCUAGUGGUGCAACUCGAACCUUGGUAGGAAAUGUUAAUCCAAAUAAUCGACUACCGCGUACAAGUGCCAGUCAACUUAAUAAUGGAAAUAGUCCAAUCACAAAUUUCAAAAUUGCUGCAAAAUCUCUUAAUACAACAAGAAACGGAAGUUUACGCAUCAGAGAACAACAAUUGAUCAAUAUAUUUGAAAUUAUUAUUACAACCCUUGAAGGAAAACUUAGUCGAAUUGAUCAUCUCGAUAAAACAGUUGAUCUAAUAAAGCAAAAUAUGGAAGCGCUGCAAAAUCGGGUAGUCAACAACAUAGAAAAAACAGAUGAAAUUAUAUCUCAGCUGGAUAAUAUAAAGAAAUCUAUAUCUAAUGGUGUGCCUGAUAUUCCUGCUCAGUAUUUGGACGUUCUCAACAAAUCUACAAAACUGGGACAAAAUUCCUCAAACUUACUUAACGAACGAAUUUUAAAAAUGGAUCGUAAAGUAACUGAUAUAGAUAAUAAGCUUGAAGUCCUUAAGGAGCAACUAGAUACUAACUUUUUACAAGUUGAAGACUUCACUGGUGAGGCUAGUGAGAAAAAGCCCGUCACAAUAAAUGUAAGCGACAUUACAAAAGUGUUGAGCUCUGAAGCUAUGACACAAGUAUCAUCCGAAUUGAGCGAUCUUCGCUAUUCAGCUGACAACAUUGAUAAAAAAUUACAGUUUCACAUAAAUGUUGUUUCUGAUAAUAUUGGGAGAAUGAUGAAUAUGAUGCAUGAGAUUCAUUUCGCUGUAGUGGAUAGUAACAAACAAUUUAAACCUUUAAACUUAACAACAGAGAAGCAAUUGAUAAAAUCAAGCAAACUUAAUGUUCUAGUUAAACAAAUACAGCCAAUGAAUGCAGUAUCUGAAAAAAUAGAUGAAGUUUGGGACGUCGUGGUUGACACAAAAUCAACUGUGGAUAAUCUUCUUCCAAAGUCCGCUGCUCUUUUGACACAAACUCAACGCCAAGAACGUGCAAUUGAUGAAAUCCAUCAAGAUCUUAAAACGAAAACCAACUUGAUAAUCAAUAACUUAGACAAGGUGGAAAAACGGUUAAAAAAACAAGAAAAUUAUGUUCAAAUAUUAGCUAAACUGCCUGAGCCCUCGGAGCUUACACCAAACCAAACGAACCGAAGUUUAUUGGAAUAUGACUCAAAUAACAACCCUGGUAUUAAUGAAACAACAAAUGAAGCCAAUUUAUCGUCGUCAAUUUCUUACGUUGAACCAUCUAUAGCGACCACUAUAUUACCUACACUUUUUACUUCCUCAACUGGAAAUUUAAUGCUGGAUCAAUUACAUUCAACGUUAAUGAGCACUAACGUCACUUACAAUACCGAGACAUCAAUCAGUGGAUCAAAAUCAACUAUUCGAAAAGAAAGAAUAAUUUUUCCAAGCAUUAAAAAAAAACCAGCUAUCAUAAAUAGCACCACCGCAAAUGAUAUUAUAGCCCUAAAGGAUAUAAAAGAUUUGGAGACCACAACACUAACAUACUCUUCAGGGCCGAACGAGACUCCUGGGUGCGUAAUUAAGUUUUGUGCCUCAACUAUUUGUAAACCGAUUUUUAAACUGUUUCGAUUGUCUACCUCAACAUCAGUUUUUCAAAUUAUCUGGAAUGAUUCUUUUAUUAUUCUACUCCAUAAAAGGGGAGAAAGUUGGAUGUUCAAAAUUAUAGAGGCAUUUCGUAAUUGUAUGCAAUACAUAAUGCAUUUGAGCGUAUUGUUACUUCUCAUUUGCAACUUUUGUGUUCCUCACUAAUAUUACCCUAUCAACAUGGUUUUGGAACUCAGAGGGUUAUUUUUAAAAACCCAGUUUUCACGCACUCUGCGUUUUCACUAUUGAACGCCCAUUUUCGAUAAACAAAGUCACCACCUUGAUACGUUCUUUUGGUGUUAAGUUAUUCAUGGUUCAAAUUGUACUGAAUUGUCGUUUCGAAAACGUAACUACACAAGUCAAUCGCUUCACAAACGUCACAGCUAUUCAGUGUUUGUAUACCGAAGUUUGAGAUGGUGCACCCUGUAUAAUAAUUACGUUUAAAUGUAACGUAAUGACUUUUUAUAAAGGUACGCCUUCAUUUAUAAACUUUUCUCUUGAUAAUAUGCCACUGGAACGUAUAUAUUCGGUCAACGUCUUAGGAGUUCUUCUUGACCCAAAUUUAAAAUUGGACUGUCACAUAAAGUCUACUGUUAACAAGGUUAUGAGUGUGCUUGGAUUUAUUAAGCGAUGGUCUAAAGAAUUUGACGAUCCUUAUACAACUAAAUUAUUAUUUACUUCCCUUGCCCGUCCAAAUUCGGAAUAUUGUGAUCCCGUUUGGUGUCUCCAAAAUCAUGUACACAUUGAUUGUUUAGAGUCGGUACAAAAAAAUGUGUUCUUUUCGAGCUUCGUGGUUUAAACUGGGAUCGAAACGUAAAAUUGCCUUCUUACUCUAGUAGAUUACUAUUGCUUAAUUUACCUUCUCCUGUAAAUCGUAGAAUCAUGCUUGGAACUAUUUUUAUACACAAUCUUGUCAAAGGUGAUAUAGACUCCAUAAAAUUGGUAAGCCGCUUAACUUUUAAUGUGCCUUUUAGACCAACCCAACUACCAUUCUCUUGCCAAGAUGUACCUCAGAUUUUGGCCUGCAUGAACCCUUUCGUGCUUUUGUAAUAAUUAUAAUCAUCAUAAUAAUCAAAUUUGAAUUUCAACCUCUAUCUCUUUCCCAAAAACUACAGUUGUAACAUUAUUGCACCGUACCUAGUUUUUGUUUUUCUUAUAAAUGUCUCUACAUUAUGUUAUUUGUGUUUUCCUCGCGAACUCGAUAACUGCCCAGCGCAUAACAAGCUCGUGCUUGGUUUCGUUGGGCCACUAUUUGCACUGUUUAUUGUACAUCAACGUUCAACUAUAUACUAUAUAAUAUUAAAAAUAAUAAUAUAGUAUAUAAUAUCAAAAAUUUUGGAAAUACCACUCAUAUUUUUUUUAUUUAAAGUCGGUUUAUCUACUAGUUUAUAACCUACAAACAAUUUUAACAACUUUUUGAAUUAUAAUUAUUAUUAUAAUUUCAGUCAGAAGUUUG